Molecule: messenger RNA, 1044 nt
Organism: Jatropha curcas
Lineage: Eukaryota; Viridiplantae; Streptophyta; Magnoliopsida; Malpighiales; Euphorbiaceae
Product: chlorophyll a-b binding protein of LHCII type I, chloroplastic
Biological process (GO): photosynthesis, light harvesting
Cellular component (GO): membrane
Source: RefSeq, a predicted model, not a curated record
CCAAACCCAUUUCUUUCUUCCAUCGUUCCAGCAACUCCAAAAGCCUAUCAAACACCUAUACACGUCUACUCUAAGAAUGGCUACCUCUACAAUGGCUCUCUCCUCCCCUUCAUUAGCCGGCAAGGCGGUGAAGCUCGGCCCCUCUGCCCCUGAGCUCAUGGGCAACGGCCGUGUUACAAUGAGGAAAACCGCCUCCAAGAAUGUUUCCUCUGGCAGCCCAUGGUACGGCCCAGACCGUGUUAAGUACUUGGGACCAUUCUCUGGUGAGCCCCCAUCCUACUUGACCGGUGAGUUCCCUGGUGACUAUGGCUGGGACACUGCUGGGCUUUCUGCUGAUCCAGAGACCUUUGCUAAGAACCGUGAGCUAGAAGUGAUCCACUGCAGAUGGGCUAUGCUUGGAGCUCUCGGAUGCGUCUUCCCUGAGCUCUUGGCUCGCAACGGUGUCAAAUUCGGCGAGGCUGUGUGGUUCAAGGCCGGAGCUCAAAUCUUCAGUGAGGGUGGUCUUGACUACUUGGGUAACCCAAGCUUGAUCCAUGCUCAAAGUAUCUUGGCUAUUUGGGCUUGCCAGGUAGUGUUGAUGGGUGCUGUUGAGGGUUACAGAGUUGCCGGUGGACCUCUCGGUGAGGUAACAGACCCAAUCUACCCAGGUGGAAGCUUUGACCCAUUGGGUUUAGCUGAUGACCCGGAAGCAUUUGCUGAGCUUAAGGUAAAGGAAAUCAAGAAUGGUAGAUUGGCUAUGUUCUCUAUGUUUGGAUUCUUUGUUCAAGCCAUUGUGACUGGAAAGGGUCCAUUGGAGAACUUGGCUGACCACUUGGCUGACCCAGUCAACAACAACGCCUGGGCUUAUGCCACAAACUUCGUCCCCGGAAAGUGAGCAAUUGUGUGUUCGAUUUCAGUAAUGGAACUGUAUGAUGUAAAUUUGUUGUCGACUAAUGAAAGCAUGAUGUGAAUUUUGCGUGCCAAAAUGCGUGAUUUAUCUUGCAAAAGUAAGGGAUAAUGAAAAUUAGGCCUGAAUUUGGAAAUAAUAUAUUAUUUGUUCAAAAA